AUGUUAUUUUACAAUCCAUGGUUUGCUGUGAAUAGCCGUGGCGAAAUUAUUGUAAUAGAUGAAGAGAAAAUCACGGUUAUUUACAGCACAGGUGAAAGCAAGGAUGUUAUGUUUCCCGAUCCCACAGAAAAUAACGUUAUUGAUCAAUGCAGAAUGGAUGUUGCUGUUGAUAGCAAUGACAAUGUGUAUGCUGUAAGAUGGCUUAAUAAGAGACGUGAUAAGAAUGGCAGUGAUAAGAAAGAUUUUGAGUUGUGCGCUUAUGACAAAAAUUACAACAUCAAGCAUGUCUCCGUAUUGGAUUUCCUUGGUGGAGAUUUUGGACAUGUGAAAAUUACUGUUGACAAAAACCAAAACCUUAUAAUCAUGCUCACAAAUUGGAAUGACCAGGUGUAUAUCUGUGAAACCACAGGAAAGUUGAAAUAUCAGUUUAAACGAGAUGAAGAUUACUUACGCAGCUUGAGUAUUUCUAACAACAAGGGCAUCAUGAUAGAAUCAGAUGAUCUCGACGCUGUUCAAAUACGCUCAACAGAAGGUAAUUUAAAAUCCAUAAUAACAGUACUAAAAUGUCAUGAAGCCCAUGAGGUGGUGCGCUCUCAGAAGGGUCGUAAUGGUCCUACGCUUUGUAGCAAUCAGUUGAAUAAAAGAUUUUUGCCACCCAAGAUGACGGACUGCUUUGUCCAUAAUUCAAUUUUAUUAAACAAUCCUUAGAAAAAUUACAACAAUGUUAUAUUAAAGACAUUGCAGUACGUAUAAGUGUUUCAUAA
This is a messenger RNA of Paramuricea clavata, 764 nucleotides long. The record is from the annotation of a GenBank genome assembly. NCBI's taxonomy places the organism in Eukaryota, Metazoa, Cnidaria, Anthozoa, Malacalcyonacea, Plexauridae.